AUGAGUGUCCGGGGAGGGGCCGCCCUCGCUGCGCCCCCAGACUCGCCCGGCGCGGCUGACCACCCCCGGCCCUCCUCGCGCGCAGGGCCUCGCGAGCUGGGCCCCGACCGCGCCCCGUCCCCGCCGGUACUUGCCGGGCCGCGGGCGGCGACGGUCACCACCCGGCCGGCCCCGGCCACGCUCCGAAGCAGCAUCGCCGCAGCCGGCCCAGCGCGCACGCGCGAGCCGAGUCGGCCGGAAGCGGAAGUGGCGGGGCGGGAGCCGGGCCGGAGGUGCUUCCGGGAGCGCGGCAUGGCGGGCGGGCGGCGCGGCGCUGCGGCGCGCGCGGGUCCCGGGGUCUCCGGGGACGAGCAGGGGCUCCCGUUCCGGCUGCGCGAGAUCAUGCGGGGCCGCCAGGAGGUGAAGGCGCGGCUGAGCGGCAGGAGGCGGCGGGCGGCCCAGGCCGCCUUGAGGAGGACGCUGGAGGAGGAGGCAAAGGGGACGGAGCCGGACAUUCCCGUGCCCAAGUUCAAGCGGCGGAAGGGGGAGUCGGACAGGGCGUUCGUGCAGCGCAUGGAGCAGGAGGCCCAGCACGUGCUGUUCCUCAGCCGGAACCAGGCCCGCUGCCAGCCAGAGGCGCCCGCCGCGCCCAAGAAGUCAGAGGGGAAGAAAGCGUUCCAGAAGCGGCGCCUGGACAGAAUCCGACAGCAGCGGGUGGAGAAGGUGGCGGAGAGGCUGGAGCGGGAGCUGCUUCAAGACACGGUGAAGUUUGGGGACAUUGUCCAGCAACCCCCAGAGCUGACUGCCAGGCCCCGGGCCAGCACCAGUGUGAGCCAGCCCGGCAGGAAGCCGCUGUUGCUGAGGAGGUGCUUGAGCCCCGCUGGUGCCGGCGAGACACGGUCCCCGGACACCUCGCCAGCCCGUCAGCGGAUAUUGGGGGCGGAGAGAGAGCGCGCCGUGCUGGCGUACAGGGCGUUGAAGCGGCAGCGGCAGGCGGCUGAGCCGCUCCGGUGAGCCCAGCACCAGGACACCUGCUGCCCACAGCUGGCAUGGCCUUGCUCUGCCCGACCUAGGCAGAGACUGCACGGCGUUGGCACAAACCUGCUUCCAUGCCCGGUGCCAUGGGCGCCUGCUCAGUCUGGGCACCCCUCUGGCCUCUGGCUUUGGCUCAUAUGUGAAAGCUGCGGGGCCUGCCCACGCCAGCAGGGCUUCGGGGUCCAUUCUCGGGUGCUCUCAGCCUCAGGAUAGCCAGGAGGAGUGCUCAGCAUGGGGUGCAGGAGGAGGGAGAGUGGAGAGCACUGCCCCACCUUCGGGGCACACGGUGCCCCCCUCCCCUGCCCCAUGCUCCUUGGUGGCUGUGUUGCCAGCUCCACUGUUGGCUGUGGGCCUGAGAGGGUGACAGGUCAGGUGAGCUGGGGGGUCAGCUCAGCCACAGAGCCUGCUGCUCCUGUCAGAGCACCCUGGUGCAGGGUCACUCCCUGGGACGGGUCCCCAGGGUACAGGUGUGUCACUCAGGUACUGACACUGGCAGUCAAGUUACCCAAAGUCUGGACUGAGGGGCGGUGUGGAGGUUCCCAACUCUUCAAGUGUCUCCCCACAGCUUGGUGCUGACCUCGGCCCAGGGGAAGCUCCCUGCCUGGUGGCAGCAGGGGCGUGGCUGUGAUCGGUAGCCUCUGGCCGCCUCUUCUCUUUGCUGUUUUCUCUGCCUGCCAAUCUCUUCCCUGCUUGUCAAGGCAGAUGCCUGUGAAGUGCGGGCCUGGGGCCUUCGUCCCCCCUCCCCAGCUUGGUCAACAGCCUCUGGUUUACUGGCAUUUUAUUUUGGUUUUGGAUCACAGCCAUGAUUCUCAGGGCUUCCAGCGAUUGCCCCUGGCAGGCCCGGGGGACCGUACAGGGUGCUGGAGUAGACCCUGGGUCAGCAAUGUGCAAGACAAGUGCCUCACCCCUUGUACAAUCUCGGGCCCUCCUGUGCAUUCCUUCCACUCUCCUUCCCUCAUACUUGCCAAUGAAAGUUAAGGUUCAUGUCUGUCUCCUUUCUGAGAGUAGGAAACAGGGUGGAGGGUGCCCAGAGGUCAGAACUCACCUUGUAAAGUGAAUACUCUGGUGUGGCCCCAGAUCCCAGAGCUGUUGUGGGGUCUUGCUUCUCCUUGAAGCCAGCCUCAGCCCGACCUCCCAGGGGUCACUUACCAAUUUAAUCAUUAGAACCUGCAAGAAUACUGGAUUUGGUUGUGGGGGGUAGGGGGGUCAUACCAGGUGAUGCUCAAGGGUUGCUCCUAGCUCUGCACUCAGAAUAAUUCCUGGUCUGUUUUAGGGGACACAUACGAUACUGGGGGUCAAACCUGGGUCAGCUAUGUGCAAGGCAAAUGCCCUCCCUGUUGUACUGUUGCUCUGGGCCCACUAUAAUACAGUUUAAGGGAACAUCGCACUGUUGAGCCUGUGAGUGUUAACUGCAAGCAUUGCAGCAUGCCCUGCUCUGAGCUAUGUGAAGAAACAACCUCGCUCUCCUGUGAUGAGGCUGUCUCUCAUCUUCCUCCUUGACCUAAGGCUGUAAACCUUACUUUAAACAUAAGUAAAAAAUGUAGCUAAUCUUGCAA
Sorex araneus (European shrew) is the source of this 2570-nucleotide messenger RNA. RefSeq names its product coiled-coil domain containing 137 (gene CCDC137). The coding region runs from base 1 to 993 and encodes 330 amino acids. Lineage: Eukaryota; Metazoa; Chordata; Mammalia; Eulipotyphla; Soricidae. The transcript has 5 exons. The record is from RefSeq and is a predicted model, not a curated record.